This is a messenger RNA of Pseudo-nitzschia multistriata, 1479 nucleotides long. The record is from the annotation of a GenBank genome assembly. Lineage: Eukaryota; Bacillariophyta; Bacillariophyceae; Bacillariales; Bacillariaceae.
GGAAACAAAAGAAUUGGCACGGGAAAGGCCCCACCAACAACACAACAGCGCAAUACGAAAGAUAGCAUUGCACCAACCACACCAUAACUGUGGCUAUACCAAAAAGAGAUCAAUAUUCGAUUCACUUGAAGGUCUAGUGCACUAUAUCACAGUUGACGAAACAGAGCAAAUAUAAACUAGGGCUGAGAUUAAGGUGGGACACAACAUAAAUCGUCGAUUACGAAAUACAUCAAAUUACACGACAACAAAUCAUGGUUUCGAUUCGACAGGCAACCGUCCAGGAUUUGCUACAGAUUCAGACCACGAAUCUAUGGUGCUUGCCAGAAAAUUACCAAAUGAAGUACUAUUUUUACCACUUGCUGUCCUGGCCGCAAUUGCUCUGGGUCGCUGAGGAUUUCGACGGGAAAAUUGUUGGAUAUGUUCUUGCGAAGAUGGAAGAAGAUGAAACGCAACCAAAGCACGGUAAGCAUUGGCGUUGAGCAGAUUUUAGUACGCUUCAUUAUGUUUAAUCGAUGAUGUAAACCAAUGUAUGAGUAUGCAGGGCGAGAAACAAGCUUGAAUAGUUUUGUCAACAACAAUGCCACAAACUUUUAAUCUGUGUGACUGACAGCUUCAAAAUACUGUUUCCGCCUCCAACUUUCGGUUCGUUUUCGAUCAAACGCAUUGAAACUACACGCUUUUUGUCCAUGAAUAAACAAACUAUGAAAUUCUGAAAAAUAUAAGGCCACAUCACCUCCCUUUCGGUCCUGAGGACACACCGAAAAAGGGGGAUCGCCACCGCCCUAAUGCGCCGGAGUCAAAAAGAAAUGGCCGACGUAUUUGGUUCUGAAUACGUAAGCCUUCACGUUCGUAAGUCCAACCGAGCCGCAUUUCACCUCUAUUCAGUGACGCUUCAGUAUGAGGUCAACGAUGUCGAAAAGGGGUACUACGCCGAUGGAGAAGACGCCUAUGACAUGCGGUGUUACUUCAAGCAACGAUCAACGCCGGCAAACGAAGAAUCCUCGGCAGCAGUGGGCGGUACCAACGAGAGCAGUAGUACUGAGGAGACGGACGGACCACCAACGCGAGCAAUGCACCAGUUGCAGGUGAGCGAUGCAGCGGCUCCGGUGGCGGCAGGGAUGUAGUUCUCAGGUAUUGAUUGAUGAGUUGUGCUUUGAUAUGAUAUGAUAUACUUUGUUAUGCUUUGCUAAGUUGUAUCAGCGAGCCGACGAUUUGAGCAACCUAAGAUGCGAUAGGGGUUGGCUUUGGUUCAUGGAAGGCGUGGUCGUACAAUUCAAUACUAAUGGAUCGGUCGCAAACGGCAAUAUACAAAAGUCUAUUUCAUACGGAUUUAUUGUUCGUCAAACCGUUCGUUGACUUGGCGAUGCUAUCAUACAUAUAUGAAACGACACCGAAUAUUCAUCACUAGGAAAAUACAAUUUGUACUAACAAGACGAUACGACAUCGAACACAUAACAAUAGUAAAAUGCAAUUUGCACU